Messenger RNA from Neospora caninum, 1176 nucleotides. RefSeq lists its product as hypothetical. Gene Ontology annotation, cellular component: plasma membrane. Gene Ontology annotation, biological process: transmembrane transport. Lineage: Eukaryota; Apicomplexa; Conoidasida; Eucoccidiorida; Sarcocystidae. The record is from RefSeq and is a predicted model, not a curated record. The transcript has 4 exons. Gene Ontology annotation, molecular function: water channel activity. Bases 1 to 1176 code for a protein of 391 amino acids.
AUGGCAGCCGCCACGGACGAUCGGACCUCAAUAUCCAAGGACGUCCACGAUGAAAAGGUCGGGGGUGACUUAGAGGCUGGGGCGGGGCCUCUCGGCCUGAAACCUGAAGAAAGCAAUCUAAUGCCUGGAGUAUCUCCAUCGCACACAGUACGAGGAUUUCCUGGCCAGGGCUUUGCUCAAGGGCGGACCUCUAGCACAGCUGCUGUCUUGUCUCGACGCAUGGAAAGCAACACAUUCAUAGGACGCGUGCAUCCGUCAAUGCAGCAAUUCGCCCCUGUCAGAGGAGCUGGAGACAUACACCUUCGGACUCCACUGUCAGAUGAGAUGGGUCGCAGUGCCCAUCUAGCGCAUGCACUCGGCCUUGAGGAAGACGACCAGCUCCGGCAUGUCGACCGGAGUCAAAAAGCAGGUUCUGAAGGAGGAGGCGAGUCAGGGGUAGAACCUGAGCGCGACUAUUUGACCCCAGAACUGGGAAGGUUCGAACGUUUCAUCUUCAACAUGCAAAAGUAUUUGUGUGAAUUCUUUGCAGCGAUGGUCAUCGUUACCGCAGUUGCCUUUGGUUUAGCGAAAGAAGGCGGCGCUCAGGCAGCGCCGCUGUCCAUCACCAGUACCAUUUUUGCCUUGAUUACGCUGUUUAAGGAUAUCAGCGGCGCACAUUUCAAUCCAGCGGUAUCGUGUACAAUUUAUCUGACAGAUCCACGUUUCACGCUGUUAGAUCUGGUAAGUUACAUAGCCGCUCAACUGAUAGGCGGAACAGUAGGCGCGUUUGUUGGAUACGGAAUAAUGGGGAAGGCCCUGGAUAUCCUCCCUUUAGAUCCGGGUAUGAGCGCCGGCCGCCAGCUGUUCCACGAAGUGAUUCCUACGAUGGUCAUGAUCUACGCUGUCCUUGUCCUCGUUUUCGGGUACGGGGUGAUGUGGGAGUUGACGGUUCCCUUCGUUGUCAGUGCGUGCGUCCUGGCGGGGGCUUUAGCCGGGGCGACGAUGAACCCAGCCGUCACGUUCGGUAUUUUUAUUUCAAACAUUUGUACAGCUAAUUCAAACAUCGAUGUUGGCGCACUUCUGGUAACUUUAUUUGGACCGUUUUUGGGUGCCAUGUUUGCGUUCGUGGGUUAUGUUGCGACACAUGCCUACCACAAUCCUAUCCCGCUACGCUUUUUGAACUUCAAGGGGCUCUGA